Messenger RNA from Caenorhabditis elegans, 946 nucleotides. The record is from the annotation of a RefSeq genome assembly. NCBI's taxonomy places the organism in Eukaryota, Metazoa, Nematoda, Chromadorea, Rhabditida, Rhabditidae.
AUGUCUCUGGCUUUAGGUAGUAAAGAACGUAAUGAUAAAAAAAAGAAAAACACUGUCAGAAAGAAUUCGACAAUGAAUCCAGCUGAAGAUGGUAGCAAGGAAAAAUCAAAGAGUAAAAGUAACGAAUCAAAAGACUCAAAAAAUUCGAAAAACUUGUGCACCAAAGAUGCAACAUUUGAAAAAGCCAAAGGUGGAAUCAAAAAAACAAUCGGAUGGAUGACGGAGACACAAGCUAAACCUGGUGGACUUGUUGGUUUUUUCAAGUCGUCAUCUUUCGAGAGGACACCACCGGAGGAGCAUAAGACCUAUGCAUUUCAGGCGAAUCGAGAAAAAAACAGAAAUCCUGAUUUUCCAUUGUACGAUGUUACACGUGUACGGCUUAAAACAGAAGCAGAAGAUGAAAAAAAUUACAUCAAUGCUUCAAUUACUUCAUGUCCACCUUGUGAACGCAAAUGGAUUGUUGCUCAACAUCCAAUGAAAGAAUAUUACGAAUAUUUUUGGAAAAUGGUUUUCUAUCAGGAAAUUGAUGUGAUUUUUGCAAUUUUCUCCCCGGAUGAGCAACUUCCCAUGUAUUUUCCGACUGAACAUGGAAAAUUCUAUAACCACGGUCAAUUCUUCGUUCAUUGUUGGAAAAUGACCCCACCAACGGGAAGGAAUCAGGCAAUGCUCGUUUCAUAACAAUUCUCCAUUAUCCACAUUGGCCGAAAGGACACGUGGCACCAAGUCCAAAAGUAAUUCUGAGAGGAAUUUAUUCACUUCAGCCAUCAGAUAAGGUGACCAAAGGAAAAUGUUUAAUUCAUUCUGCCGAAGGGAUCAAUCGAUCGAUGAGCUUUAUUGCGGUUGACUAUAUUAUUGAACUCAUGUUUCGUAAUAACACUGUAGACAUCCCCGAGCUUAUCACUCAAUUGCGUAGUCAGCGUGGCGGAGCAUUACCUAGACUAUAGAC